AGUUGCAAAUGGUCAAUAAAAUACCAUUAAUUUUAAAUACUACCAAUUUAACUCAAAAUUACCAUUACAAAAUACAGUCUUAGCUAUGAAAUUGUAUUAAUCAAUUAAGAUUUUCAAACUUAAAUUCACAAUUUGCUUAGUUAUAACCGUUUAUUUAUGCAUUUUUCGACAUACACGAAUACAUUAAACAAUAGGAUAACAAUAUUGUAUCUUAAACAUUAAUUAACUAUAAAAAAAUAGUUAUUGUUUCAUUUUUUGCAAUUAUAAGAAUGCUAAUAUACCUUCUCAGAUUUGUAUCGAAGCUAAAAUGAUUUAAAAUCAGCGCAGAUGUUUACAAGUGUAGGAAAUAUGGGAGAUGUAUAUAAAUUAAAAAUCAGUUUAAUGAACAUUGCUUUAGUUAGUCCAAUUACUCGACGUAUAUCCAUACUGCAAUGUGUAAAAAUUAUGCUUGUUAUUAUUUUAUUUAUCAUAUUAUUCAACAUUAUACUCAUAAACCGAAAGUCUAACUUUAAUAAUGAUGGCCUUUCGCCACAUUUAUUGCCCGAACACGCAAAGUACAUUUCAAUUGAAGUAUUAUCUAGUCAUCAGCAAGUUUCUGUGUCCAUUGAUGAAGCCACAGUAAUUGAAGACAAUGAUAAGUUACAAGGUAGAGGCAUUCAUAUUGUUGUAUUGAAUCAACAAACUGGAAUGGUUAUGGCUCAAAGGACUUUCGAUACCUACAUGACUCAUGAAGAUGAAGCAAUGGUGUCAUUUCUGAAUAUGGUGUCAGACGGAAGAAUAGUUAUAUUUGCAAUCAAGGAUGAAGGUUCAUUUCAUUUAAGAGAAAACGCUAGGAAGAUAAUUAAAGACCUAGGUUCAAAUAAGUUUCAAAUUCUCAGCUGGAGAGACAUGUGGGCUAUGGUAGUUCAAAAGGGUGUUCGGAUGUACGGAGAAGGUUUUGGUAAAAACCCAUCUCGUAGUUCAUGGGGUGCCGAUGUUCAACUAAGAGUUGAUGUUCCUUUAACUUCUUACAAAAACCAUGAAUGUAACUGGCCAGAUAGUGAAGAGAAUGCACGAAGAAAAAUUUUUUGUAAUAAUAUCGAAGGAUAUGGGAACGUUUGCAGCUGCUUUAACCCAGAUCCUCUUAUAUUCUCACCCACUCCUCUUCCAAGUUCUAACUUACAAAAUGUUCCUGUAUCCAUAAUAGCUAGUAAUAGGCCAAAUUACUUAUUCAGAAUGCUAAAAGCGCUAUUAGAAGUAAAGGGUGUACAGACUGACAUGAUAACUAUUUUCAUUGAUGGUUUCUUUGAUGAGCCCCUAGAGGUUACCAAACUAUUUGGUUUAAGAGGAAUACAACAUAUGCCUGUCGGAAUUAAAAAUGCUCGUGUCACACAACAUUAUAAAUCAUCUUUAUCAACUACAUUUAGUCUGUUUCCUGAUUCUGAAUAUGCUAUUAUAAUUGAAGAGGAUUUGCAGGUGUCUGUAGAUUUUUUUAGUUUUUUCAGUCAAACUUUACCUCUCCUAGAAAAAGAUAACAGUUUGUACUGUAUUUCUUCAUGGAAUGAUCAAGGCUUUGAACAUACUAGCUCACGGCCAGAUGUUUUGUACAGAGUUGAUUCAAUGCCUGGUCUAGGUUGGAUGUUAAAAAAGUCUUUAUUUAAAGAUGAACUUGAGUCUGAAUGGCCGACAGUAGAAAAAAUGUGGGAUUGGGAUAUGUGGAUGAGAUUGCCACAAGUCCAAAAAGGUAGAGAGUGUAUUGUUCCAGAAGUUUCAAGAACAUUUCAUUUUGGCUCUUCGGGAAUUAAUAUGAAUUCAUUUUUCCAAGAAGUAUAUUUUAGGAAUCAUGCAUUCAAUACUGUCGAAGAUGUUAUAUUUAAGGAUAUUGAUAAAUUAACUAAAAUAGAAUACAAGAAUAUGCUUGAGCAAAAAAUUGUAUCGGGUCAUAUUGUCGACCACCAGAAAUCGCCUUGUGAUAAUGAUUUCUUGCCAUACCUAAAGAAUAUAACGUUGAUAAUGUAUAUAAAACUAUUAAACUUAAAAGAUAUGUCUACGUGGAGUCCUGUAGCAAAAUGUUUAAAAAUUUGGGAUUUGGACACAAGAGGCCAUCAUAAAGGACUAUGGAGAUUGGAUUUGAAUGGAAAUGAAUUAUUUAUCAUAGGAUGCCCUUAUUCUCAUUUUUGCAAAUUCAAACCAGUAAAUUUAUCUGCAAUCAACUACAAUAUACAAAAUGAAAUUCAAAGUAAAGAGUAUAGUCUCUAGCUUAUAAAUAUAAAACUUUAGAAAUACCACUAAUGACCUAUUUAUAAUGAAACUUCCUAUCUCAAUAAAUCAAUUCCUUCCAUUAGCCAUAUACUGUUAAGGACGUCAAUCUGAUAUUUAAAAAAAAUAUAUAUAUCAUUGUUAACAAAGACCAAUAGCAAUAGUUUUUAAAAAUAUUAAUUUGUAAUAUUUUUUUCUUGUUUUAUUUAAAAUCAGUCUUGUAAAAUUAGGUAGAUUAUAUUACAUUUCUG
Messenger RNA from Adelges cooleyi (spruce gall adelgid), 2489 nucleotides. Its product is annotated as protein O-linked-mannose beta-1,2-N-acetylglucosaminyltransferase 1-like. Gene Ontology annotation, biological process: protein O-linked glycosylation via N-acetylgalactosamine. The record is from RefSeq and is a predicted model, not a curated record. NCBI's taxonomy places the organism in Eukaryota, Metazoa, Arthropoda, Insecta, Hemiptera, Adelgidae. Gene Ontology annotation, cellular component: Golgi membrane. Gene Ontology annotation, molecular function: beta-1,3-galactosyl-O-glycosyl-glycoprotein beta-1,3-N-acetylglucosaminyltransferase activity. The transcript has 14 exons. Bases 328 to 2238 code for a protein of 636 amino acids.